CACUAGGGGUAGUCGUCGUCAUCAAUGGUUUCCUCUCCGGCUCCGGCAGAGGCUGCCGUUGACCUGAAUCUGAGUGUUAAUCUUAACGAUUCAGAUUCAAAUUCAGUUUCAGAUUCAGGAGUUACGAGGAGGAGCAAUUUAUUAUCAUUAUUAUUAUGUUGGUGCGAGGAUUCGUUGUUUGAUGUUUUGUGUAGAUUAUCACAAAGGGAUUUGGUUAAGUGCAAGAUGGUGUCCAAGUCCUGGCAAUGGCACCGAAUAAUCUCCCGUGUGUGGCUGCGGAUGUUUUGGCCGCGGUCUCCUACCGUGGGUCUUUUCUACCGUACGAUCCACUCUUGCGGUAUGUAUCAGUUACUCUCCCUGGUCUAUUUAUAUGAUUAUCCCUUCUUCAAGUCCCCCGAAUCGUCGUCACCGCUUGUGGAUUUGGGCGGUGAACUGUGUCGGUGGCAGAGACGUGACUUCUCUGACAAUCUCAGGGACUCUUGUAAUGGGUUACUUCUGUUGUUCAACCCAACAACUUACCAGUUUUGUGUGAGCAACCCCAUCACUAAGCAACACGCCUCCAUCCCUCUUCCUGUAGUCGAAGCCGAGGAGGCCGAUUUCUGUGCUGCCUUGGCUUAUGACCCUGUCGAGUCAGAUCACUACAGAGUUGUUCGAAUUGAUUAUUUCCAUUCCCAGCAACAACCAACCUCCAUAACCACAACCACCCCAAUGGACAUUUUCUCGUCGCAUUCUAGACACUGGGUUCGACAUGGGUUGCGACUUGACCCCAAUUUUGUUGAGGGCUUCAAAAGGUUCAAACUUUGCAGGAAAUUUUUCUACUUGCGUGGGGUGUUAUACAGCUUAGCUACCUCAGGGAAACUUUUGUGUAUUGAUCUCAAUACUGUUGAAGCUCGUGCCUUUCAACUCCCUCCUUGUCCUGUCCAUGAGGAGAAGGACCAUGACGAUGAUGAUAAAACAAUGAUGGGAUGUCUUGGGGUGUCAAUGGACCUUGUCUGUUAUGUAAACCGUGAUGCUUCAGAUAAUUUUUAUUUUUGGUCUUAUGAUGAUCGACCAGGAUGUGAAUCUGGUGAUAGAUGGACUCUCAGAUAUAGUGUGGGUGGCAUGACGUUAAGAAUGAAAGUGCUUUUCGCUUCGGAUGUCAAGUACAAUCAACACCAUGAUACUCUGGUACCCUUUACAAUAAGUCCAAAUUCUCAUGUGCUGUUCUUUGGCACUCGAAGGCUGAUCUUUCGCUAUGACUUAGAAAGCAGAAGAAAGCUGAAACUGCUUCAUAUGCCAGUGUGAUACAGAAAAAGAUUCCUGGAUUGAGCAUGUGGACUCUUACUUUGUACAUAAAGACAGAAGACCCUUUUUUUUAUCCUAGCGAAAUGCAGUUAUGUGCGGGGAUGGAGGAGAUGGAAUUACCCAAGCCACAACAACAGCAUUGUCCAACAGCAACUGAAUUCUCAGUUUCCAAUUUGUCGUCCAGGUCGUUGUUCAUUGAGAAGGACUGAUGACUGAUGACAACACAACAUUGACAGUGGAAAUGCCACUUAGUACUACGGUGUAGUGGUAUUCCUUUUCAUUUGUAAGUGAGAGGUCUCUUAGGUUCGAUUCUCCACAAAUGCGAGUUUGGACCGCAUUAUUGUUAGCCCAUUAUGAGGUUAAGUCCACCUCCUCCCCUUAGUUUAAAUAAUAUCGUUUGUAAAAAAAAAAAAAAUUAAAUAAAUAAAUAAAUUGACAGUGGAAAUAGCCUAAGACUAAAAAUUAGCUCAAGAACUAUAUAGCUAGAAACCUAGAAGUGAUGUAGAGCUCGUUUGGAUGUGCUUUUAAAAUGACUAAAAGCGCUUUUGUUGAAAAUAUUUUUGGAACUAAUUCUUAGUAAAAAUGCAAGUAUAUUCUGAAAAAAGCACUUAAAGUGCUUCCUGAAAGAAGCACAUAAUUAGUGCUUCUUGCAUAAAGCAUUUUAAGUGCUUUUGGAACCAAAAAAUAUUUUCUCUAAAAGCGUUUUCAAUCAUUUUAAAAGUACAUCCAAACGAACCCGUAAUUAUAAAAGUACUAACCUCUUUCUCUGGCUCAAAAACUCUCCCUCGCACUCUUCUUUUUCUUCUUCUCCACUUGCUUUGUGUGGGGGAUAUUUUGAUCGAGUUGGAUUUGGGCCUCAGUGGAUACUCCCAGUUCCCCUGGUUCGUUUCCAAUAUCAAGUCUCGAGAUGUCUCGAAAGAAUUAGCGUGUCUUAAGAAAUAUCUCAGUUGAAUCAAUGGCUAAAGAAUGAAUACUUAAGACAAAUUAUGGCUCGCCCAAGUGUGGUCGUGAAUUGGAAGCUAAAACCUUAUUAGUUUAGCGAGAAGCACCAUCGUUGGCUUUGGCUAGUCACACUAAGCAGUGAAAGCCGGGGCACGGAGGACAACGACGACGUUGUGACUAAGAUCAUAUAAACUAUUAAGUCGCUCACCGUCCAAGAGAACUGCUCCGUUCCAGCCAACGUGUCCAUCACCAAACCCUUGACUGUGGAGUUGACAAAGUGUGAGAUGAUGAGCAAGAAGUGGGGUGUUUUGUGGGGAACCCUGUAUGAAAGGCAGCAAAAGUUAUGGGAUGGCACAAACAUAAAGUUGAGUGUGAAGUAUUCUGUUGGUGGAACGGUGGAAGUGAUGAGUGGUGGAUUCAAAAGGAUGUAAAAGUAAAAGGAAGGGUUCAAAAAUAAGGAAAAAUAAAUAAAAAAAAUUGUAACAGCUUGCUUGAUGAGAAAAGAGAAAACGAUGGUAAGAUAUUAUCUAUUCUAAAAUUGAGGAAGGAUUUGACUGUAGCUUAGCUACAGUCAAAAUUUUGUCCCUUGAUUUUGCCUUAUUUACACACUGCUGCCACCAAAUCUGUGGCUGGGUUGGGGUUUGGGCUGCCUCAAUUUUUUU
Malus domestica (apple) is the source of this 2888-nucleotide messenger RNA. RefSeq lists its product as uncharacterized. NCBI's taxonomy places the organism in Eukaryota, Viridiplantae, Streptophyta, Magnoliopsida, Rosales, Rosaceae. The record is from RefSeq and is a predicted model, not a curated record.